AUGGCGCCAUUUACUCUUGAAGUGCCGCAGAAUAGUGAUGGGGCAAUUGAGUGUUGGGAUGACGACGGUGACCUACAAUGCCACGAGGAUAUCCACCUUCGCGUUGCCUCGAGUGCUACGUCUGUGACAAACUCAUCCAUCCGUCGGUCUGGGCAUCGCGACUCGAUAUCUUCACGCCGCUCUGCUCGUUCCGAUCUCGACUCUACCGCGGGCGGAGAUGAGGAUUGGGAGAUUCAGUUGCUGGACGAUGACGAACUCGUAAACGAAGAAGCUAUAGCGUCUGUCAAAAAUGCUGGCAUCCCGUUGCCCGCGAACAUUCCCCAAAAUGCCCUUGUCGGGGGCACGAUUAAACGACUUGGGAAGAAAAAGACAAAGCGAGAGUUUAUUGACGAUUGGUCUGACGACUUGGAGCUACCAAGUUCCAAUAUUGCUUUAGAGUUAAAGCGAUUCCAUGAUACCACUCUCCCCGAGGUUCUUCUGCAAGUUGGUUCUACUUCAGUAGAUCAUCUGAAUGCCUUUCCUCCAUCGUCUAGUGACAGCCUGGCACCGCAGCCACCCGCCCACACAAUCUCGCGUGGCUUUCUAAACAACAAUGCAAACGAUACUCAGGAUAUCCCCACGAUCAAGGCAGUCAAGCAGUGCUCUGCACAAAGACCGAGUAUCAUGAAUGACACGAAGCUGAGCAAUGGAACGGCCGCAGUGGAUGACUUUGAAGAUGACUUUGAACUUCCAACAGAUAACCUCCUUCAGCUACGCCACCCCUCCGCAAGAAAUUCUAGUCCAACUCCUGAUGAAGUUGAUGUCGAUUGGUCCGAAGGCAGUAUUGGGGUGCGGUUUGGUGGCACCGCGCGAGACCAUCGGUCGAAUCCAAGCUCCUCGGCUUCGAUUGUCAGCCCAAGUGCCUCAAGUUACUUGACAGGUGAAAGCGACGAUGAAGGGCUCGAUGGACUUGUGAUUCCAGAAGGACCUUUAGACUUAGGCUCACGCUUAGCUCAGCCGAGGAAAGAAAACACACCCGACGUAUCUCAUUGUACACCCGAGGAUAAGGGUCUAGAUCAAUCGCGCUGCAACGACUUUUUCUCUGAUCUUGAAAUAAACAGCAACGAGGCGUUCAUUGGGAAAAAAUCCUCAAUAAAUCCAAAUAUCAAAUACAGAACAGAGGCUCUUCAAAGUCCGGCUCGGCGUUCUGCAACCACGCUCACAUUUACAAACGCGGCAAUAUCUCCAAAAACUCGCAUUCCUCGCCUUUCUGGACAUGAUCGACAGGUUUCCACGCAUCUUGAGACAGUAUCGGAGAGUGGCGCUCCCUUGUCCAAGUUCCGUACCUCUCCACGCCGACCAGGCCAUGUCUCUCACUCCUCCGUAUCCAGUCUCCCUAUAACCGGCUCAACAACAACACCAUCACUUUGCUUUACAUCAACCCGGCGCAUAGUAGGGACCCGUAUCUCAAAAGAAGCCCUAGCGGAUGAACGCGGCGCUGGGAAGCAGUUACUAAAACCGAAACGCUCGAUGCCGUCAAUGCGGAAUGCACCGCAAUCAGCGACAAGCAGCUCAUUCCCAAGCCCCCCUCCUCAAGGUGGCUCAAGCCGGCUAAACGCUCGGAUCUUUGGUUCCAUUGAUCGCACUGGACUAGACGGGAAGCUGUUGGCCCGUAAAUCUCAGGUGCCAUUCUUGCCUGGUGGGGCAUCCGAAAGACAAUCCCAUCAUGCCAGCAUUAAAAACUAUCGAUAUUCCCGCCGUACGAGCUCCGACGGUACUACCGAUACCACCAACACACAGGGCCCCGAUAUGCGACUGCCGCGGUCAAGCCGUCAUAACGGUUUUGGGAGCAAUACUAACGACACGGCCCUAGAAACACUGAGCCCAACUCCUAAGCGAACUCUUACCCGACCAGCGCAUCGCCGAAACUAUGGUGACGGAACUGAACUGGCUUCUUUCGAUGACUUACCUACAUCGACAACCACGGAGAACAGAUUUGUCAAACAGCCCAGCGGACGUGGAGCUCCGCGAUCCUUGAGAAACAAGUUGAGCAUAAGCCAAUCCACACCCCCAAAGUCAGAAGUUUCACAGCAGGCGCAGCCAAGAAAUGCCCCAUCCCAGCAACAAUCGUCUCUUCCCCGAUUUGCGCGCGAUACCAAUGCGUCAAGGAACGCCAGGGAACAACGUAUUGCUUCUAUGUCUGCAAUUUCGAAACUUCGGGAGAAUAAUCCACUUACCCCCCUUAAUUCAAACUGGAAACCCCCAAACGUCUCACGGACUCCGUCUGCAACGGGGUCCAUAAGAAGCAAAAAGGGGGUAUGCGGUUCAACCUCUGGAUCCAGGCCGCAGUUAAUCAAAUCCAUUGGUGCGGGUGUCCAAGAACGGAAAUCCGUGAAUGGCAUGCAUUACAACCCCGUCUCUUACCGGUGGGAGGGCAAUGAGAACCUGGUUCAUGACUUUGAUACUAGCGCAUCUAAGUCACCGAAACCUUCACCGGCUCUGAUCACCAAUGUGGGGGCGAUGCAAAAUGUACAAGUGGUCGGCGCGAUGGUUUUUGAUCCGCAACGCAUGUGCUGGCUCAAAAUGGCACCCUCGCAGCCCGGGAAGGACGGAGUCGUUGCGGUUGAGGACGAGGACGACAUAUUCUCCAAUCUGGCAGAUUUAGAAGAGCCUGCCAUCUCGGAUAAAAGGCCACCAGGGACCCUAGAAUAUUUUGGUCCUGCAGUUAGCGGGGAUGACAGGAGCGGCGAGGAUUCGUCAGAUGAGUGGCCCAUGACGGAGGAGUUUGAUGUCGGCCCGGAAUUUAUUCGACGCCAGCGCAUGGAAGAAGAAAAGUGGAGGCGCAAGGUGGACAAAUGGAUGAACCAUAACCAUGUUGGUUUUGGAAGCAACUGGAGGUGGGCUAUCCGGGAUUUGGUAAGGUCCAACAACAUGCUUGGGGCUCAAAAACUCAAUAAUGCAUGA
Messenger RNA from Aspergillus puulaauensis, 2943 nucleotides. RefSeq names its product putative cytokinesis regulator (Byr4). Gene Ontology annotation, biological process: mitotic spindle orientation checkpoint signaling; regulation of Ras protein signal transduction. The coding region runs from base 1 to 2943 and encodes 980 amino acids. The transcript has 2 exons. The record is from RefSeq and is a predicted model, not a curated record. Gene Ontology annotation, molecular function: GTPase activator activity. Gene Ontology annotation, cellular component: mitotic spindle pole body; SIN/MEN two-component GAP complex. NCBI's taxonomy places the organism in Eukaryota, Fungi, Ascomycota, Eurotiomycetes, Eurotiales, Aspergillaceae.